AUGUUGCCGCCGGCGGGGUCGGCGAUGACGGACGGCGAGGGCCACCCGUACCUCAUCGGUGCGGCGGCACCACCACCGCCGCCACCGCCGUCGUUGUCCUCCACGGCCGGGCGGGUGCACGAGUGGACGUCCUCGCUGGCCUCCUCGGUGCUCUCCGCGACCUCCUCCGCCCGCCCGUCGGUGCCGCUGCCGCCGUCGCACGUCGGGCCCGCGUCGAACCUGAUGGCGGCGGUGUGGGUCGACCUACCGAGCUCGCAGCCGGGCAGCCGCUGUGCGACGCCGAUCAACGCGAGCGGCAGCGAUGCCCAGCAGCAGCACCGACGCCGUCGCACGACGCCGCGGCGGGGGUCGGAGCCGCCGAGCCCGGUCACGAGCACCCUCGCCGCGUCGAUUGCGUCUUCCUUCGAGGGAGCGCUCUACGCGUCAUCCUCCGCUGCUGCAGCGGCGCUGGCCAGCAUGCGAUCGCACUACACGACGGUGGCGACGCAGACGGACAUGAUGGCGGGUGUGGUGCUGGAGUGGCCCUCCACCCCGGAGAAGCAGCAACGACAGCAGGAGGUGCAGGCGGAGGAGGGCCAAGAGGCCCACACCACUUCUCCCGCUCUCUCAGUGGAGCGCCGCAGCACCCCAGAAAAGAUGGCGCUCGAGGCGGACGAUGAGACUCCGCAAGAGGAACAGCAGCAGCAACGGCAGCAGCGGCGGCAGCACCACCCAUCCCAGGCGACUCCCGCGAUGGCGCUGCCGCCGACGGCCGCGUCGGUGUCGUCGACCUCCGCCGAGGUGUCUCCGCGCUCCUUCCGCGCCAGCAUGGCGGACCCCCCUUCGGACGAUGUGGCUGCUGCAGAUACGAACUCCGCCAGCAAGUCUUCUGCGUCCGCCAACGUGAUGUGCAAGAGCUGCGGUGGUGGUCGGUCAGGUGCUGAGGCAUCUGCCUUCACGGCUGCUGCUGCGGCGACGGUGAUGGAACCUUCGCACGGGUAUCCGCAUACGUAUCCGGCGAAUGAACGUUUUGCUGCUGCGUCGACGGGGCCGCCAAGGGACGUCGCACAGGACACGGAGACCGCUGCCUCGCCCACCGCCGCGGUGGUCUCGCCGAUCACCCUGGAGCUGCCGACGAUGACGUGUGCAGCGCAACUUCCAUUUGUCACAGUGCGGGAAGGGAGCACGUCGAUAGAAAAGGCGGAGCCAGUGCCCGCCGGGGCUGCGCUGCCGGGCAGCAAGGCUGCCGCGAAUUCGAACUCCCCGGCGGUUCGCGUGGGUCCUGCUCCGUCGUCGCUGCCGACCGGUGUGCCGCGGGUCAACUUAUCACGCCCUACAGAAGGGGAGCACCGCUCAGCGGGUUCUAACGGCGCUGGCGGAAGUGAGCAACCACACAUCACUGCUGCCGUUGCCGCCGGAGCAGCCCCCAACUCCUCCGCGGCACAGGCAGACGAAGUGCAGCAACUGCGAUCGGAGUUGGCGCACAUUCGCAGUCAGUACUACCUCGUUCUAGAUCAAUUACGCCGCAUGCAACAGACCGGGAACGCUGUGCUGCCACAACUACCGACUGCUGCCGCGGAAGCAUCCACGCGGAAGACGGAUGAUGUCGAGGACGUCUCCACCGUUUCUCGCUCCCCCUCUGCCUCUUCUUCAUCCGCCUCUUCGUCGGCGGCUUCCGCCUUGUCGGACUCGGCCAGCGAUGAACGAGCUGCGACGGCGGCUCCUCCGCAGACCACCACCGCGUCUUCCUCCGAUGGCGACGCCGCGACGGCGCUGCAGCACGUGCGGGAGGCGCUGGAGCGGACCCGUCAGCGGACGAACACGGAGCGCGAGAAGAGAGGAGAGCUGCGUUGA
Molecule: messenger RNA, 1833 nt
Organism: Leptomonas pyrrhocoris
Lineage: Eukaryota; Euglenozoa; Kinetoplastea; Trypanosomatida; Trypanosomatidae
Exons: 1
Coding region: 1-1833 (610 amino acids)
Source: RefSeq, a predicted model, not a curated record